Messenger RNA from Paracoccidioides lutzii Pb01, 975 nucleotides. RefSeq lists its product as hypothetical. The record is from RefSeq and is a predicted model, not a curated record. The coding region runs from base 1 to 975 and encodes 324 amino acids. The transcript has 3 exons.
AUGACUCUUGUUCUCUCGCGCCGUGGUCGUGUGCUCCUGACGUGUGCGAAGUUGGUUGAAGCAAAACCUGCUAGAGCUCGCGUGGCGCUUGGCAACUCUCUGGCAUUAUGUUCUUCUAUCGGCUCUGUUCGAACACUCUCAGCAUCGUGGAAUUCCCGAUUGUUCCAUAACCCGCUGCCGAUUCUCUUAAAGAAAACGUACGCGACAUCGACUGGAACAGCAAAGGCUGACACUGCUGCUUCUAAGGCAGAUUCCAAGCCGGUUAAAAAGAAAGCAGCAACCGCGAAAAAGCCUUCCAGGAAAACUGUAAAGAAGUCGACCAAGGCAAAACGCAAAACGAAAUCCAAGGUCAAAGGUUCCCGCAAGCCGAAUAAGCAGUUGACCGAAAAGCAGAUGGAAAUUUUGCGAAAGAAGAAGGUUAGAGAGGAGAUCAAAAAUUUGAAGGCUGUCGCACUGGAUCCUCCGAAAGGCCUUCCGGAACUCCCUAUCACGAUCCUUCAACUACAACUGAAGCGGUUUGGGGCCGGUGCUGAAGCUUACAAGAAUUUAAGUCCAGCUGAACGUGAGCGUCUUAUUCAGACUGCUCGAUCGAACCGCGCUGGUAACAAAACCAUGCUUCAAGACUGGGUGAGAAGGCACACCCCACUUCAGAUCAAAAAGGCCAAUGCCGCCCGCCAAAGGCUCCGCAAAUUGCUCAAAACGACGAAGGGCUUCGGGAAAAUAUAUGAUGAUAGACAGCUCAAGCGACCAGCUAAUGCAUACAUGCAUUUCAUCAAGGAAUUAUUCGCAAGUGGAGAAAUAUCCCACAAUGAACCGAUGUCCAAGACUGCGGCCGCAUGGCGAGGUAUGACAGCGGGUGAAAAGGAGAAAUUUCAACAAAUGGCACUUGAGAAUAAGAACAAAUACCUGCAGCAGUAUAAAUCCAUUUAUGGCAUGGAACCCCCAAAUCAGCCUAAGUCCCCAAGUCCUGCGUAA